Suillus subaureus is the source of this 1527-nucleotide messenger RNA. RefSeq lists its product as uncharacterized. The coding region runs from base 1 to 1527 and encodes 508 amino acids. The record is from RefSeq and is a predicted model, not a curated record. The transcript is spliced from 8 exons. Lineage: Eukaryota; Fungi; Basidiomycota; Agaricomycetes; Boletales; Suillaceae.
AUGGAGAAUAUCUGUGAGGCUGUCAACAGCAUCCCAGCAAAACGACGGGCUCUGGUAUCUCCUCAGGAUGCCCCUGCACCCAAGCAAGCACUUACCAGUGCCAGUAGCAAGGGUGAGGAGGAAGCUGAUGAUGAUGACGAUGCACCAGAACUUGAGGAUGCUAUUGAUGACAAGGAAGACACCGCUGCUGAGGAAGCUUACCAGAGAAUGAAGAAGCAUGGGGACCAGGAUCGAGAUAACUGCAAGUCCCUGAAGAAAGAUGAGCAAAGUGCAGACUUAACUAUCAUUUUCAUUCCUGAGAAGGGUCGCAUCAACCCCCACACACAGGAGAAUGAAGAUGGGUGGUGGUGUGAGCCUGGUGAUCCUUUCCUUUCCAUUACAGCUCACUACAUAGGCUCCCUGAUUGAAACACCUCAAGAGUGGGAGCUCAGGAUGGAGCAGCUUGCUUUCACACCAAUUAAUGGUAAUCACAGUGGCGCAAAUAUCAGAAGAAUUUUGAUUGAAACUAUCGACAAGCAUAUGAAGGUUGGUUGGUUUACAGCUGAUAACACCACCAACAAUGACACCGCUAUUGCAACUGUUGCUGCUGAUAUUGACCCUUCUGGUGAGAAGUGGAGUGCAGUUGAACAUCAAGUACACUGUAUGGAGCAUGCGCUCCACUUAGCAGCAAAACAUUUUAUUGAAGAAGUCACUCCUACACCAGUGAGCACUCUACACAAGAAGGCAGCUGAAGAUUCAGAUGAUGAAGAUGAAGAGUUUGAUGUUGCUGACACCAUUGGAAAAGCACUUGCUCUUGUCAUGCAGCUUGCUGAUGAUAGUGACGAAGUUCCAAAGCUGCAGGGUGGCAAGUUGUAUAUGGGAUUCCAGCUUUCACCACAAGAGUGGAAGGACUUGGAGUUGAUGUAUGAUGUUCUCCAGGAACCUGCAGAUGCCCAGCAAACAUUCUUGGUGACUCACAAACCUACCGUUUGGCGCACAAUCCCAGUGCUUGAAUUUCUUCAAGAGAUGUGGCAAACCAUGGCCAACUCUUCAAAAUUCAGCAGCGUCUCAAUGGCCAUUGAGGCUGGGGUCAAUAAUCUUCAGAAGUGGUAUCAUAAGACUGAUGACACUAGCAUAUACUUCAUCUGCCUUGCAUUGGACCCAAACUAUAAGGUUGCAUACACAAAGGUUAAAUGGGACCCUGAUCACUUUGAUGAGGGCAUGAUGUGCUUCAAUAAAGUUUGCCUCCUUCACUCAGUCACCAAGGCUCUUAUGGACACAAUUGGAUGUGCAACUCCAUCAAACACAUCAUGGAUGAUACAGCAACACGGCUCAGAUGGCCUCACCAGGAGCUUGAGGAUUAUCUGGCCGCACCUCUUGAAGAUGUUGACAACAUGGUGGCAUGGUGGGGGCACCAUUCCAUUCAAUACCCUACUAUCUCCCACAUUGCCAAAGAUUACCUUGCUAUCCAAGGAUCUGCAUCAGGGAACCGGCAGGAACAUGGUUUUUAUAGAUAUAAAUGGCAAAAUCAGAUCAAAUAUAUACUAG